This is a messenger RNA of Mucor velutinosus, 636 nucleotides long. RefSeq lists its product as uncharacterized. The record is from RefSeq and is a predicted model, not a curated record. The coding region runs from base 1 to 636 and encodes 211 amino acids. NCBI's taxonomy places the organism in Eukaryota, Fungi, Mucoromycota, Mucoromycetes, Mucorales, Mucoraceae. The transcript is spliced from 5 exons.
AUGAAGGCCACCUACUUAUUAUUAGCAUUCGCUCCCUUCGUAUUUGCUGCUGAUUCCAGUGUGCCUGAGAUCCAAGACGGUUUUGAGCAAGUUACUUGCGGAAGUACAUUGAAAUUGACCAACAAGGCCAACAACUACAAAUUGCACUCACAUGGCGUGACAUAUGGCAGUGGUUCUGGUCAGCAAUCAGUUACGGGCUUCCCAAAUGCGGAUGAUGGCAACAGUUUCUGGAUAGUGGAAGCAGCAUCUGGAAAAGCGUGCAGUCGCGGUGAGCCCAUUCCUUGUGGAUCAGCAAUUCGAUUAAAGCAUGCCAAUACGCAAGGCUACCUUCAUAGUCAUUUGCACCAAUCGCCUCUCUCUAGACAGCAAGAAGUGAGUUGCUACGAUGGAAAGGAUUCUGGAGAUAACUGGAAAGUAGAGUGUCUGAAUUCAGGGGAUAAGAUGUGGCAUCGUGAACAACCCGUGCAAUUUGUUCACGAAGACACCUAUGCUUAUUUGAGCAGCAAUAGCAACCACCAAUUUGGACAGCCCAUUCCUGGUCAAUUGGAAGUCGCUGCUUCCAGAAGUGCAUCCAAGAACACGCAAUGGAUGGCUCAGGAAGGAAUUUAUUUUGCUGCUGCUAGUACAUCAAAGUAA